This is a messenger RNA of Stylophora pistillata, 2766 nucleotides long. RefSeq lists its product as uncharacterized. Gene Ontology annotation, molecular function: zinc ion binding; DNA-binding transcription factor activity. NCBI's taxonomy places the organism in Eukaryota, Metazoa, Cnidaria, Anthozoa, Scleractinia, Pocilloporidae. The record is from RefSeq and is a predicted model, not a curated record.
UCGUCCGCGAGAUCUGGAAGUUUACAGAGUGUUUGUUAUGGCUUUGCCAGCAAAUGCUGAAGAAAGCGGUUUAGCUGAAGGCAUGCAUUUAGAAAGUAAGAACGACAAUGCUACUGAAUCCUAAUGUACUUGGCAGGCAAUGUUAAGAGGUUCAUCAUACAAGUAUGUUGGCUACGUUAAAUCAGUUGAAGAAGCUAUGGCUGUACUGAGGGAAUAUGAACUGGAAACUACAUCAAAAUUCUCUUGUUUUAAAUCCGACAAAAUGUUUGGAGCUGGAGGUAAGACAAAAAAAGACAUAAAAAAUUGCGAAAAUAAUAACCUUAAUUAUCAACACAUUAAAAUAACAAUAAGAGUAAUAAUUAUGGAAAGUAACUAUAGAAUUUCUCUUAGUCGUUAUAUAAAUAUUAAUGUAGCACACCAGGAUGCAAUGGAGAUUAUAAUUAACAUAAAUGUAAUGAAAGGUCUCCUUUGUUUCCACGGCACAGAUCCCUUUGCCAGGCAAAGGAAAGUGUAUUUUAAGGAUGAUAAAAUUCCAUUUGAUGGAGUACCCUUCAGUAUAAUUGCCACCAAGGUGUUUGACUGCCAACAUGGGCCAGACAGGAAAAAGUCAUUUAAAGCAAAACAUGCUGAAAACAAGAUUGAUGAUCACUCCUUUACAAGGAAGCGGUUUUUACCUCAAGUCAGAAUGAAGUUUGGUUGCCCAGCAAGUAUUCGGUUAUCAGAAGUGGUAAAGUAUUACAAUUACAAGGUACAAAACUGCAAUCACCAUACUGUUUACAUCCAUAAAUUUGAUAUUUUAUUCCUGCUCAGUAAAAGAAGGUCUCUUAAUUUGAAUGAUUAUUUCUGUUUUGGCUUAAUUACAUAGAUCAGGGAGAACACAGAAAGACUAAGAAGAGACAUGUCCAAAAAGCUCAAGACUGAUAUAACUGAUGGUCAGAAACCAGAGUUUGAACGUAGAAUAUAUAUCCAAUUACCAAAAGGGGAUGAACACAGGGAUCACAACAUUGGAAAGGUUUUAGCUACAACUAUCAGCGUAACAGUUUUGAUAUAUCUUUCUCUAAAAUUGUGGUCCCAUUUUCAUUUUUUCCUUCAUGAAUCAAAAAACCAGGUUGGUGGUAUUCUGCAGCCCAUUGACAAAAGGCUUGUACACAAGAUCGGAGAGCUUGUUGGCGAAGGUGUGAAAACUGUGGACGAGAUGAAAAGACAUCUUCGGCAAUUUGUAAAGACUGAACUGUUCCCAGAGCAAACUCCACCAUCAUCUACAAAUAGACGAUAUUAUCCAACAGAUGUGGAUGUAAGGAACCACAUGUACCAGGCCUCAGUGAAAAAACUGCUGUCCAAAACUGAUCAGGAGAACCUUGAAAAGAAAAUUAAAAGUUGGCAUCAGGAGAAACCUCAAGAUUCAUUCUAUUUUAGACCCUGUGCACUAUCAUUGUCAUCAAUCUAUGCUGAAAGCAACAGUGAUGACAAAGAUGGAACUUGUAUGCAAGAUGAUCUUCUAUUUGCUCAUCAAACAGCCUGGCAGAAAAAUCUUAUGGUCCGUUAUGGAAAUGAAAUCACCCUUCUUGACGCAACAUACAAGACAAUGCGAUAUGAGCUCCCUCUAUUUUUUCUAGUGGUGAAGACAAAUGUAAAUUACAUAGUUGUUGGUUCUUUCAUCAUUCAAAGGGAAACCACAGCUUUAAUACAGGAAGCACUAACAAUCUUCCAUGACUGGAAUGCCAACUGGAAACCCAAAUUCUUUAUGACUGACUUUUGCCAUGAGGAGAUCCAUGCCAUUGAGAGCACAUUCAAAGAUACAACUACAUAUAUUUGUGACUUCCAUCGUGAACAGUGCUGGGAAAGAUGGCUACGAAAGUCUGAAAAUGGGUUGACUGACAACAGAGAAGAGGUCCUAUCAUUGCUACGUAACAUUGCAAAAUCAUCAACAGAAGAGUUGUUUGAAAUAAAUUUGUCUUCCCUCAAGGAGAGUGCACUUUGGCGGGCUAAUCCCAAGCUCAGGAAGUGGUUUGAAAAAACUUGGCUCAUAGAGUCUGAGCGAUGGGUGUGGGCUUUCAGGCGAGACAGAUUUAUGUUAAAUAUCAACACCAACAAUGGCAUUGAGCGACAGAAUGAGUCCUUGAAAUACCAGUACCUGAAGGACCGAAAUAACAACAGCCUCAGUGGGAUGAUUACAACAUUAAUUGAGGAAUUUUUACCAGACAAAUACAGAAGGUACAAGUAGAUACUAGAAGUGCAGUUAGCAAAUUCAAAAAAUUCCCAUGCUCACUGUAUGUAUUAAGGUGGGUCAAACCUUUUCUCUGUACAUUCCACCAUGUAUACUUUGAUGGAUCAAUAUUUCCACUCUUUAUCAGUUGAUGCUAUUAUUACUGGAACCAAAUGAAUGCACCAUCCUUGCUUAAAAGUUACAAUAAUUUUCUCGGCAAAACAGGUUACUAGCAACAUUAUAGCCUAUUGAAAACACACCUCAUUUUAGCUUUCUAUUGUUAGAACUCAAAAACAAGCUCAGCUGUGACCCCUCUUUUUAUUAUUGAUCUAUCAUCAUUAUGCUACAUUACACCUCAAAUUUUGAAUUAUUUAAGAUAGCUUCCAAAAUAUAUUUUUAAAGUUUUCAAGUUACAUCUUAGCAUACUGAUUAAAAUUUGAUAAUAAAAGCUUGUCUUUGAGUUAUAACCAGUUAAAGCCACAGGUUACUCCAUGUUGUUCACCUAUUAUGUCAAGAAAAUGAUCAUAAUUACUUUUGUUAAGUAAGGGUUGCAUUUUAGU